AUGUCCUCCAAGAAUACUCCAAACCCCAAAGCCCUCGGUCGAUCCUCAGGGUCUCUAAAUGCUCCCAUCGCGGCAUUCGCCAUGGCCCUGAUCCUGGGCUCUUAUUGCAUUUCAUCUAUUCGCUCUGCACGACGCGAGGCACAGGGUCAAUCGGUCGCGACACCGGACGCGCCCACGCGACGGACAUCGGGUGGGAAGGACUCGUGGGUUCAGCAGGCGCUGGAGGAAAGUCAAACGGGCAAGGGAGGAAAGGCCUGA
Penicillium waksmanii is the source of this 258-nucleotide messenger RNA. RefSeq lists its product as uncharacterized. Bases 1 to 258 code for a protein of 85 amino acids. The record is from RefSeq and is a predicted model, not a curated record. The transcript has 2 exons. NCBI's taxonomy places the organism in Eukaryota, Fungi, Ascomycota, Eurotiomycetes, Eurotiales, Aspergillaceae.